CAAUCAUUUGCCCACUUGGCGUCGUCUUCUACAGUCAACAGGAAAGGUUAUCUAAUGUCUCAAUGUGGAUACCCCAAUUAUAAAAGCGGGCACUGCAGCGGAAGUGCAAAAGUGGUUACUGUAAUAAGGGUCCCACGCGUUGGGCACGAGCGAAUAGAGGCGGUGCGGAGUGAAGUCCGGUUGUGAUUCGCUGCCAAAUGGGACGGCGUCCUGGUGGCAUCCAAGGCUUACUUAACGGGAAACGGAGGUUCGAAGGAAUAUCCUAAGGAUCAUGCACUGAUGCACUGUUGCAGCGAUUCGCCAGAACAAUGCUGCUGCCCGGUCCGUUGCUGUCAUCGUCGUCGGCAAACCUUCCUACUCGUUCUCUGGUGUGAUUUCCGCUCUUGACCGCCCCCGAAGGGCUCGGGCCCUGCUCGAUUAUCGAUUAGCUACCAUGUUGAGCUCGAGGUCGGCGUCUCCUACAGACAGGCAGCUUGCAGGGCCACUGCGGCGUUUACUGCCGGCCGGCGCCGAUGAAGUGAAACCAGCCCGAGAGAGGUCUGCAUCUCGAUCGACGACUGCCGCCUCUGCUGCCCCCAACAGCAACAGCACCGAGACGCCUCCCGUUCCAGCUCGGAGGAAGAGGGGCCAAGCUACAACAGCGGCAUGUGGCGCGUGCCGCAAACGCAAAUCAAAGUGCGAUGGCGCGCGUCCACAGUGCUCAAUUUGCCGCGACCGAGGCACGCCCUGCGAGUUUGACACCAAUGCGGCCGAAACACACACGCAGGCCUUGAAGCGCAAAUACAGCGAGCUGCAGAACCAAAAGUCCACCUUUGAGCAAAUCUACGAUGUGCUUCAGACGAGGUCUGAGAAGGAGGCCGAGGAGGUGUUCCAACGCAUCCGGCGAGGCGCCGAUGCCGGCUCCAUCCUGCGCCAUGUCAACUACGGCGACGUCCUCGUGCAGCUUGCCCUUGUCCCUGAGACAAGAUACCGCUACGAGUUCCCCUACCUCCCCGAGAUGCCGCCCUUCCUGCGUCGAUUCGAUAACCCCUACUUGGACUCUGAGGUCUACGAAUGUGCGUUGCGGGGUUUGCAAGCAUGCCAUCUACAGCAAUCGUUGCCCGCUCUAGAAAGUGGGAGGAAAGUGGACGACGGUACCGGCAUUGCCAAUGGGGCCGGUCUGCGGGAUGCCUACCUGAAGCCCUACCUCUCGGCAACCGUCGUCCACCCCUGGCUGGACUCGGUGAGGCCGUCAAGAUGGACAAACGUCAGCAGCGAUGACGUUCUGAUGCGGAAGCUCCUCCACGACUACUUCCUCUUUGAGUAUGACUGGUUCACCUUCUUUCACAAGGACUACUUUCUCCAGGACAUGGCUACAGAGCAGCAGCGCUUCUGCUCUCCGCUCCUAGUCAACGCUAUACUAUGCAUAGGCUGUUUCUGUCACCGUAGGCUUGAGGGCCGUGCCGAGUUCUGGAACCCCAAAAACCUAGGGUAUCAGUUCCUUGCCGAAUCCAAGAGGCUCUUUGAGAUCGACUCGGAACUGGAAAAACCAGUUGGCAUUCCCGGUGACCCCUACUGGGAGCGCAGGAAAAGCCAGUGGGAGCACCGCAUGUUGACGACGAUACAGGCUGCACUCCUUCUGACCCUUGUAUACGAUCUCAACGGCUCCGACAAGAUUGGCUGGCGCUAUACCCUCCGAGCUAUAGAAUUGGCAGACGAAAUACAGCUCCUGGAUCUCCCGUUGGCCCAUCACAGCCCCGAGGUUCAAUGUGUCAGAACAUAUACAGCCUGGGGCCUCUUCAUUUGGCAAAGUCUCGGCAGCUAUCACUACUUGAGACCCCCUAGCAUAAAAGAGCCACCCAAAACACCCCUCCCUGACCCCGUGGAGCAGCCGCAGUGGUACGGCGAGCUCUGGAUCAAGUAUCCCUUGGGCCAAUCACGCCUGCCAACUUACCAUGGUCUUGUAUUCAAGGCUCAAGCCGAUUUCUGGACCAUAAUCACCGAGUUUCUGCUGCUCACCUUUUCGCGUCCCCGCUCGAUUGCAAGGCUGUCGCUGCCCCAGAUUUUUGGAUUCUACAACAGACUCCAAGCAUGGCUACAUAAUCUCCCGGAGCCUCUCACGCCAAGGAAGAUUGUGCUGCCGCACCAGCUCAAGCUUCAUAUGCACUACCAGUCGAUGUUGGUUGAUAUUUUCACUCCCAUUUUGGAAGACACCGAGGCCGACAAGAUGUUACGAUUGGGGAAGACACCGCGUGACAUCUACAUCGAGGCGCUAACCCAUCUCGAGACGCUCAUGCGGCUCUACUACCUGCGGCACGGCUUCGAGGGAUUCGACAGCUUCCUCAUCCACUUUCUUGGGACUCUCAAUUACAUGACCAUGACCGGGAUUGAAUCCGAAGCCGACCCUGCAUAUCGCGAGUUCCGCAGGUCGACCAUGAUACUACUCCUCAAAGGAAUUCACGACCAAGGCCAGGCCCAUUUCGUUGCGAGGGCAGUUCUGCGUCUGCAAGCAAGCUAUAUGCGACGCGAGGACGUCGAGUUGUUGAAGCGCUAUGUCGAGAUCAACGAGGGUCAUUUAAUAUACGGGCCUCUCGAGCAGGCCUUUUGCUCCGACUGGCCCACGUAUGGAAUCGGGCUGGAGGCAAAGGCCGAAAGGUUGAGGCAGGGAAUAUCGCUCUCGAGCACCAUGGCAUCUCUAUGUCUUGGGCCUAGCACUUCACCAACAUAG
Canariomyces notabilis is the source of this 2707-nucleotide messenger RNA. RefSeq lists its product as uncharacterized. Gene Ontology annotation, molecular function: DNA-binding transcription factor activity, RNA polymerase II-specific; DNA binding; zinc ion binding. The transcript is spliced from 4 exons. NCBI's taxonomy places the organism in Eukaryota, Fungi, Ascomycota, Sordariomycetes, Sordariales, Chaetomiaceae. The record is from RefSeq and is a predicted model, not a curated record. Bases 434 to 2707 code for a protein of 757 amino acids. Gene Ontology annotation, biological process: DNA-templated transcription; regulation of DNA-templated transcription.